AUGAACAAGUGCAACCCAGUACCAGCGGGUGCAGGGGGAGUAUUGAGGGAUUCGGAUGGAAAUAUCAAGAUGGCGUUUUCAGUGAGUCUGGGCCAUGGAACCAAUAAUUUUGCAGAACUCUUGGGAUUGUUGCAUGGUAUUCAGCUGGUUCAGGAACAAGGGAUAGUAGACUUCGAUGUUGAACUUGACUCUUGGUUGGUGGUUCACUGGAUAAAAGAAAAGAAUUGUAAGACUUGGUACCUUGAGGACUUUUGGGAGAAGGUAAUGGAGGUGUUGCAGGGACUAAAUGUUCAAAUAUCUCAUAUAUUCCAAGAAGGGAAUAAAGCGGUAGAUUAUUUAGUGAGAAUGGGGGCGGAAGGGAGGAAUGAGACAUUGUGGUCGGUUCAGGAGCUGCCUCUUCUUCUUAGAGGCAUUUUACGGCUCGAUAAAAAUGGACUUCCUUCUAUUCGGAUGUAG
Molecule: messenger RNA, 456 nt
Organism: Carya illinoinensis
Lineage: Eukaryota; Viridiplantae; Streptophyta; Magnoliopsida; Fagales; Juglandaceae
Exons: 1
Coding region: 1-456 (151 amino acids)
Molecular function (GO): nucleic acid binding; RNA-DNA hybrid ribonuclease activity
Source: RefSeq, a predicted model, not a curated record